Abrus precatorius (Indian licorice) is the source of this 835-nucleotide messenger RNA. RefSeq names its product ubiquitin-conjugating enzyme E2 35. Gene Ontology annotation, molecular function: ubiquitin conjugating enzyme activity. The record is from RefSeq and is a predicted model, not a curated record. The coding region runs from base 89 to 550 and encodes 153 amino acids. Gene Ontology annotation, cellular component: nucleus. Gene Ontology annotation, biological process: protein K63-linked ubiquitination; DNA damage tolerance. Lineage: Eukaryota; Viridiplantae; Streptophyta; Magnoliopsida; Fabales; Fabaceae. The transcript is spliced from 8 exons.
GUUGAGCUUUGUUGUCGUUUGUGUUUGUGAGAGAAAGUUCUCUCUGUGACUCAAAACCCUAUUGCGUGCUUUGCAAUCGACCCCGAUAAUGGCGAACAGUAAUCUCCCUCGAAGAAUCAUCAAGGAAACGCAGCGUUUGCUUAGUGAGCCAGCGCCUGGAAUUAGUGCAUCCCCUUCGGAAGACAAUAUGAGAUAUUUCAAUGUGAUGAUCCUUGGCCCGACCCAGUCACCUUAUGAAGGGGGAGUAUUCAAGUUAGAAUUAUUUUUACCAGAAGAAUAUCCAAUGGCUGCUCCAAAGGUUAGGUUUCUGACAAAAAUUUAUCAUCCAAACAUUGAUAAGCUUGGCAGGAUAUGUCUUGACAUUCUCAAGGACAAGUGGAGUCCUGCCCUUCAGAUUCGCACUGUACUUCUGAGUAUUCAAGCCCUUCUAAGUGCACCAAACCCAGAUGAUCCACUUUCUGAGAACAUUGCCAAGCAUUGGAAAUCUAACGAGGCCGAGGCUGUGGAAACAGCCAAGGAAUGGACCCGGUUAUAUGCUAGUGGUGCCUGAUGAUUGUGUGGACACUUUUGGCCUCAAAUAACUAUAGUGGAAGUGUAUGCUAUUAACUCUCAAAUUGAAAUGGAAAUUUGGAGGAAUUGUCUGAACUAUUUUGGAUUUAAUAUUCCUCAAUAGCUUCCGGUUACCUGUUGAUUGCUUUCUUUCUCUUGGAAGCCUUAUCUUGGAACUUGUAUUAAUACAUGUUAUCUUUUUUGUGUCAAAAAUUUUAAACAUCCUUCAUCUUCCAACUUCUAAGCAAUUUGGGAUCAUCAAACUUCAUAAUAAAAAAAAUUCCAA